CCCAAAUCACAAUUCACAGCAACGCCGCUAUAUCUCCAAUGCAGUCGCUGGCGAGCCGCGAGGUCUUAUUCUAGCCGCCAACCGCCGCGGCUUACUUCUUCCGCCCCGCAAAUCUUGAAAACUUGUUAUAAUUUAUUGCCUUUGUCUGUGACAAAAGCUCGAACACAUGCCUUCAAUGGCGAAUCCUGUGAAUGCCCCACCUAAAAAUCACCAGAAUCAACUAAAUAACAGGAAAGGAGGCGACUUACUCAGGCGGCAAAACAUUGAAAAACAAAGAAAAUCUUUACCAAUUGCUACCGUUGAAAAGCGGCUUGUUGAGGAGGUACACAACAAUGACACAUUAAUAAUUGUUGGAGAGACUGGUAGUGGAAAGACGACACGUAAGUUUUCAUGCUCGGGGAUGGAAGAAAAGGCUUGAGUUACCCCAGUACCUUUAUCAUGGAGGAUUUUGUAAUGAUGGUCGAAUUAUUGGGGUCACUCAACCCAGACGUGUUGCAGCCAUAACUGUUGCAAAACGAGUUGCUGAGGAAUCUGGUGUUGAAUUGGGUCAAAGGGUUGGAUAUGCCAUUAGAUUUGAGGAUGUGACUUCCAACUUAACAAAGAUCAAGUACAUGACAGAUGGUUUGCUUCUUAGGGAAGCAUUAUUGGAUCCAUACCUCUCCAAGUAUUCUGUUAUUAUUGUUGAUGAGGCUCAUGAGAGAACAGUCCACACUGAUGUGUUACUUGGCUUGUUGAAGAAUGUACAGAAAGCAAGGUCAAAAAAUGUCGGUGGAGGGGUAAAUAUUGAUAGUAUGAAGACUAAGAAUGAGCUGUUGGAGGAUAAAAAGGAGGCUAAUUCUGAUGGUAUCUUCAAAAAGUUUCAUGCCAAAAAGUACACCCCGCUGAAAUUGGUAAUCAUGUCUGCUAGUCUGGAUGCACGUGUCUUUUCUGAGUACUUUGGUGGUGCUAGAGCAGUUCAUGUUCAGGGGCGACAAUAUCCUGUAGAUAUAUUUUACACCCUUAAGCCCGAGACAGAUUACAUAGAUGCAGCAUUGAUUACUAUUUUUCAGAUACACAUGGAGGAGGGCCCUGGUGAUAUACUGGUUUUCCUUACUGGCCAAGAAGAGAUUGAAUCCGCUGAGAGGCUUGUUCAUGACCACCUUCAACAUUUACCUGAAGGCAAUAGGAAGCUCUUAACCUUUCCCAUAUUUUCAUCUCUUCCCUCUGAGAAACAAAUGAAAGUUUUUAUGCCUGCACCAGCUGGAUAUCGUAAGGUAAUACUGGCAACUAAUAUUGCUGAGACAUCAGUGACAAUACCUGGAAUCAAGUAUGUUAUUGAUCCUGGGUUGGUGAAAGCACGUACCUAUGAUGCUGACAUGGGAAUUGACUCACUGAUCGUUGUGAAGACAUCCAAAGCGCAAGCACUGCAGAGGAGUGGUCGUGCUGGCCGUGAAGGACCUGGCAAAUGCUACCGCCUUUAUCCCGAAAAUGAGUUUGAGAAACUUGAUGAUUCUACAAUUCCAGAAAUCAAGAGAUGCAAUCUCUCAAAUGUUGUGUUGCAGCUCAAGGCUCUGGGGAUUGACAAUAUUGUUGACUUUGAUUUCAUUGAGAAACCAAAGAGGAUUGCAUUGGUCAAAUCAAUGGAGACUCUCUUUCUGUUGGGUGCUAUAACAGAAAAUAAUGAACUGUCUGAUCCCACUGGGCAUCAAAUGGCCAGGUUGCCGCUAGAACCCAUGCAUUCAAAGGCUCUCAUUCUUGCCGGUGAGUUUGGCUGCCUGGAAGAGAUGCUAAUAUCUGUUGCAAUGCUCUCUGUGGAAUCCAUCUUUUAUGCUCCCCGCGAAAAGUUGGAAGAGUCUCGGAAUGCAUUGAAAAGCUUUGCCAGUCUUGAAGGAGAUCAUUUGACUUUGCUUAAUGUAUAUCGUGCUUCUAACGAGUUCUUUGAGAAGAGCAAGAUCACAAAUGGCGAACUGAAAGCUGAAAAGAAUCUCAGAAAGUGGUGCAAGGAUAAUUUCAUCAACAGCCGCUCCCUAAGACAUGCACGUGACGUUCACAGUCAAAUUCGCAGGAACGUUGAACAGAUGGGUCUUCGGAUCUCCUCCUGUGGAGAUGACAUGCUUAUCUUCCGUCGGUGCUUGGCUGCUUCAUUUUUCCUUAACGCAGCUCUAAAGCAGCCCGAUGGUACAUACAGGGUUUUAUCAAGUGGUUCAACAGUUCAAAUCCACCCCUCUUCUGUGCUGUUUCGAGCAAAACCCGAGUGCAUAGUAUUUAAUGAAUUAGUGCAGACUAACUACACGUAUGUUCGCAACAUCUCUAGAAUUGAUUAUUUGUGGUUAGCCGAGCUCGCUCCUCAUUUCUAUGCCUUGCAAGACUGAUCUAUUGAUAUUUAGUUCUUAGCAUUCUUUGUGUGUUUCUGGGAAAAAUGUAAAAUGGUAGGAGGGGGGAUCAUUUGUACAAUGUUGUUUUAGAGGGAAAACAAUUGAACCCAAAUCUGGGGGUGGCCACACUUUUGUUGUAUACUUGACAUAUAUUUAGUAGAACAAGAAUGAAUUUUUAUGUGAUGCACACAAUUAAGAUA
Messenger RNA from Ipomoea triloba (trilobed morning glory), 2554 nucleotides. RefSeq names its product pre-mRNA-splicing factor ATP-dependent RNA helicase DEAH10-like. The transcript is spliced from 12 exons. Bases 612 to 2351 code for a protein of 579 amino acids. Lineage: Eukaryota; Viridiplantae; Streptophyta; Magnoliopsida; Solanales; Convolvulaceae. Gene Ontology annotation, cellular component: intracellular anatomical structure; nucleolus. Gene Ontology annotation, molecular function: RNA binding; ATP binding. The record is from RefSeq and is a predicted model, not a curated record. Gene Ontology annotation, biological process: positive regulation of transcription by RNA polymerase I.